AAGAAGGAAUAGAUAAAUAGCGCCAUUUCGGGCCUCUGGCAGGCCCCUGCCACUUGAAAUUAUCUCCAACUUCGCGCUCAGCCCUUCUUCGCCCUCAUUGCCUCGUCACCUGUCACUCGCUCUCCUACGUUCCUGAGCCUUUUUAAAAAACCCUCCUGUCUUGCGCCAGCCGUCAUGGCCCGCACCGCAACCGCCGUCCUCGCAGCCGUGGCCCUCGCCCAGGCCGGGUCCGCCAUGGUCGUGGACCUCCCCGUCUGGUUCCGCAACACAUAUUGCACGGUCAGCAUGCCAGUGGGCACUCCUCCCCAGGACCACCUGCUGCACUUUGGCACAGGCAGUGGGACGUCAUGGAUGGUGUCGGAGGACAAAGACUGCCCAAACGGGAGCCGCUUCCCCCGCAACGCAUACUCGCUCAACGCCUCGUCCACGUCGCAAGACCUCGGCGUUAAGGGGUCCAUUGACUACCUCGGAGGGGUCCUCGUGGAUCCAGACCUUCAUCGCCGCCACCAAGUCGUCGUGGCGCUUCAUGCCCGCCGACCCUGCGCCAACAUGCCGCUGUGCAGCGAGUUCAACGCGUCGUGGGCCGUGACUUUUACGUUUUCUUCUGGCGACGACGACGGCCGCAGGUUCCGCAACCUCACCGUCCGCGGCGACCAGCUGGCGACCAGCGGCUUUGCCGACCGCGACGACGCCUGCUUCCCGCCCUUCGACUCGAGCGAGAACCCCCGGCUGGCGCUGUUCGGCAGGAACUUCCUGCACCGCUUCUACACCGUCUUCAACUAUGGCGCUAGCAGCGUCGAGGAGUUCAAGCUGCGCAUCGGUUUUGGCCAGCUCAAGUCGGAGUUCCAGCCGCCCGCCGUUAUCCAAGGCGAGAAGCCCUCGAGCUCUCGAGUAGCGUCGAGGAGGAAAUAA
Messenger RNA from Gaeumannomyces tritici R3-111a-1, 912 nucleotides. RefSeq lists its product as hypothetical. The record is from RefSeq and is a predicted model, not a curated record. Bases 175 to 912 code for a protein of 245 amino acids. The transcript is spliced from 5 exons. Lineage: Eukaryota; Fungi; Ascomycota; Sordariomycetes; Magnaporthales; Magnaporthaceae.